GAGGAAUGCCCAGAGAAUGAAAGCUCGACCUCCCUGCUGUCAGCAGGGUUGCUGCCACCCCAUCUUCUGUGUCAAGCUCAGGAGAGCCUAGAUCUCUCAGAGGACCUUCCAGACCUGUCAGUAAUGACAGUUCAGUACAGCACCCUUGAGGACGACAGUGGAAAACUAGACUCAAUAGGAUCUCAAGAGGAAAGCAGUGUCCCUGCUAGUGUUUCUCUCCCUCUGAUUUCGAAGACCGCCGAGUGUCAUGGCAGCACCACCUUGAGCCUUAGGCAGGGUUCAAGCUGUAGUGCAAACCAAGAGCCAUGGCCGUCAGCGACACUGACGCGAGAGUCUUUGGGAAUCACGGGGAUCAGCAAUGCAGAGCAGUCAGUUGAUGCUGCAUUGAAGCUCCCCAGAGAAAGCCAGAUGCCCGAAGUGGUGCUGUCGAAUACUGGCUCUGUGACAGCCCUUUGCUUGGGGUUGGAGAAGGAAGCCAAUGCCCCACAAGCCUUUCUCAGUAAUGAAGUUGUAUCAAGGCACAAGGAUUCUGCAGUGAGCGUGUCACCGGAUAGUUUGGAGUCUGCCUGUCUGGAGCAGUCCAGGGAAGAAGCGAUGUCUGAGUCAAUUGCCAGUACUGUACCUGUGUGUCAGGAGGACUCGCAGCCAAAAGGAGAUGAAUUGGAAGGAGAGAAGAUUGGAGGAGUGUGUUUGGACAAGGAAGAAAUUGAGAAAAUUGAGCAAGUGGCAAAGCAGGCAGUUUCCAAGGUCGUUUUGGCAGCAACUGAGGCAGUGCUGUCUGGUUCUGCAAGGGAUGUUUCCACUCGGAGCUGCCAGCCCACUGCCAGCCAAGUUGAGAGACCUCGGGAGGUGGCAAGUGCUGUUCCCUCUGAUCAGAUGCUUGCGGAGGAAGCUGCGGUAGCCAGUGAGAACAUUGCUGUGAGGAGUGGUGCUGUGGUACUGACAUCCCCACGGACAGAGAAACGGGAUCGGAGUGUGACAGAUCCCCGCUGUUUAACACACCGCAGUUUAUCCAGCCCUGUUCAGGGAAAUCCCAAAGACUGUCAGAAAAGGAACCUUGUGUGCAGCAAGUCCCAAGGAGCUGAUGGUACCUCUGUGGGCAACCACGGAGGGGCACUGGAAAAGUCGCCUUGGGUUAUGGGGGACUCUGGGUGCAGCACAUCCGCAUCUGAAGGUGGGGCAAGUGUGGAGGACCCCUUGCAGAAGACAGUGCUGUCUGAUGCAUCAGGCCAGCAUUCGGACUCACGGAGCAUGUCUGCAAACCGAGACACGUCUACUGAGGAUUGCUCAGUACCAAGUGGAAAACCUACCCUAAAGCUACCUGACGGGAGCCAAGUGCCAUACAGUAAUGGGAUACUGAGGGAGGAUGCUCCAGACUUGCCUCAUGAGUGUAGCAGGGCGGAAGGGUCGGAUGGAGAUAACUUAAAAG
This is a messenger RNA of Eurypyga helias (sunbittern), 1429 nucleotides long. It is a transcript of the gene AKAP1, whose product is annotated as A kinase (PRKA) anchor protein 1. The annotation marks the transcript as partial. Lineage: Eukaryota; Metazoa; Chordata; Aves; Eurypygiformes; Eurypygidae. The transcript has a single exon. The record is from RefSeq and is a predicted model, not a curated record.